Molecule: messenger RNA, 1242 nt
Organism: Cooperia oncophora
Lineage: Eukaryota; Metazoa; Nematoda; Chromadorea; Rhabditida; Trichostrongylidae
Source: the annotation of a GenBank genome assembly
AUGUUUGGUCCGUAUAGGAAUGAGCGAGAACGUAUCACGUAUCACGUUCCUUUCGAAAGAAGUGGAAUUCUGAUCGACAACGCUCGUAUUGAGGAGCUCGUUCGUUCCGCGAUAAGCAACGUACCCUAUUUAACGGAAGACCAAAGUAGUCGAUUUCGUAUACACUGGGAAAACGACCAGUCCCUUCACAUAUCUCUUCCUACGCAGAGAAAUCCACACAUAGCCUCUCCUGCCCUAGAACGUGUGUCACUUAUAGGAAUACUACUUGACCAGGUUGCUCAUUUCCGCAAUGUCGUCGAGGCGGAAAAUGGAAUAGCGGGUAGAAUAGAUGAGUUUCUCGAGGGAUCGCAUAUUUACGAUCCAGCGAACACGGAUGUGAUGAACGAGCAAAUUCGCGAUGUUGCUCUGUCUUUAGAGCGCGAAGUGGUCUCCCGAUCACGUCUUAUAGAUACAUUUGGAAGUGAAAACGCAGGUGAAGACGAGUCAGACGAACAUGCAGCUCGUUACGAAGCUGUGGCCGAGACUGAUGGGAGUCCUGGUUACGUGAUGAGACAUGCCAUCACUCCGGACUUGGUGGACAUAUUGAGACGGCUGAGAGACGAACAGGAGGCGCUUAGCCCACAUUUAAUUCGUUUUGAGCGAAUAUUAAACUCACGCAUACUUUAUAAUAUAGACGAUGCAGAGCAUACCGAUACCGACUACCGCGCUAACUUUUUUACCGUCUACAUGGAACAUAUGCAGAGGACAGUCCAUCGGAUUUCUCACGCUUGGCACCUCACUAGUGAUCUUAGUGUUUAUCUGCACACUCCGAUGCCCAGACGGUUGCUUCCGAACUACCAGCAGUUUCGGCUCUUACAACCCACUGAGGGUGAAAUAGUAUUGGAGUUCCAUCCCACACAAGGAAGCGCUGCCAGCGAAGCUACUUCCAAUGAACCCUCGUUUAGAUUUCUGGACUUUCCACCUCCAGGUGUGGACGUCCAAGAGCUGUCAAAUAAUGAAGUUCGGAUACUUGGAAUGAAUCCUACAAUCCGGAGGAUGCAUCAAAUGGGUAUUGCCGUUCCUAUUCCAGUGUCAACUGCUGGACAUGCUGUUGGUCCUCCUGGCCAUUCUCGAAUGAUUGCACCACGCCGUUUGUUGCCUUCCCGUAGAGGUGGAGUUGUGCCGUGGAACCCGCGUCAGCCACCUGGAGGUUACUGCUUUUAUGCUGCUAUACUUGCUUUUAUUUUUAUUUUGGUUUGGUAG